AUGCAGCCAAGGAAGCAGUCACCGAGGAGGAAUGACCAAGAGCUGCCUGGAGAGAUGCCCGCCUUGAUGAAGGAACCUGUGGGUGAAACAUCACGCUCGGAGACGUUGAGAACGCCAAGAAGGAUGAGGAGGCUAGAGAAGUCGCCGCCAAGAACAGUUGUCCACAAAUCGUCCGAUAGGCUGGACAAGGGAGAUGGUGCGAAUUAUUCUGCUCUUGGAAAUAAAAAGGCAUGGUCAUCGUCAAUCGAGGUCGGCUUUGUGCCAGACGGAAACGCGGAAACAUCUUAUCCUUUCUCCUUGAGCUCAAUCUCCGAUCCGAUCACGAAUCACGUAACGCCGGCGGCCGGAAUGGAUAGAGAAGCCAGAGUAUUACAGUAUAAGGAGAAGAAGAAAAACCGGAAAUUCGAGAAGACGAUCCGUUACACGUCGAGGAAGGCCUACGCAGAAACGCGGCCGAGAGUCAAAGGCAGAUUUGCAAAGAGAACCGAUUCAGAGGCUGAAAUCGACGGAAUUAUCAGCUUCGUCUCCGACAAUCUUAUCGCCGGUGCAGGUUACGGCAUCGUCCCGACGUCGUUUUAA
Molecule: messenger RNA, 579 nt
Organism: Salvia splendens (bonfire salvia)
Lineage: Eukaryota; Viridiplantae; Streptophyta; Magnoliopsida; Lamiales; Lamiaceae
Product: zinc finger protein CONSTANS-LIKE 4
Exons: 2
Coding region: 1-579 (192 amino acids)
Biological process (GO): regulation of flower development
Cellular component (GO): nucleus
Molecular function (GO): DNA-binding transcription factor activity; protein binding
Source: RefSeq, a predicted model, not a curated record